AUGAACGAGUGGCUCGAGAUGGAGCCUGAGUGGCUCGAGAUUGCACAGCGCCAAAACCCUGAGACCAAGAAGGAAGAUCUGUCCUCUGCAAUGACAACGGACAGUCGGACGGUAUUACCGGGAAAAAAAUGGCCUAGCAUUACCGGUAAUAGUGCUACCGCCUUUUUGGCGAACCGUAGCGACGUCAUGAAGGAGGACGUCAAGUUCCAGUUCAUCUGCUUCGGCUUUGGCCAGGCUAUCAUGCUGCUCAACGUGGCGUCUGGCGUCUUGUCCAAGUACCUGACGCUUGAGAACGCCAGUCUGCCCACGCUACAGAGCACGUGUCUGUACGUGAUACUGGGGGUGGUCUACCUCGCCGUCCGCUUCGUGCGCAAGACGCCGCUUAUCGGUGUACCCUGGCGGUUCUACGUCAUUUUGGCCGUCGUCGACGUGGAGGGCAACUACUUUGCCGUCAAGGCCUACAACUACGCCAACUACGCGACGCUGAGUCUCAUCCUAAACAUGACGGUGCCGUUCGUCACGCUCUUCUGCUACCUGUUCCUCAAGACGCGCUACUCCAUCCGCCACUACGUCGGCGCGUUGAUCGCUCUGUGCGGCUCCAUCGUCAUCUUCGUGUCUGACUACACGUCGUCCGCCAACGGAACCAGCAGUCGCGAGGUGCGUGGCGACAUGUACGCACUCAUCGCCGCCGCGCUCUACGCUACUUCAAACGUGAUGAUCCAAGCGGUAGUCAAGACGCGCAACGUCGACUCGAACAUCGAAGUGCUGGGCUUCCUGGGCUUCUGGGCGUCGAUCGUGUCCAUUAUCCAAGUUUUGAUCCUCGAACGUAGUCCAAUCGAGGCUGUCGACUUUACAGACCGCGUUUAUGGCUACAUGGCCGGCUACGUCUGUGUACUCUUCGUCUUCUACACCAUCACGUCUGUCUUCCUGCGUUGGGCUGAGUCACUCAUGUUCAACCUCAGUCUGCUCACGGGUCCGAUCUUCACGGUCGGCGUCUCCUACCUCAUCUUCGACGAAGCUGUCAACAAAUGGUACUGGCUGGCGCUGGCGCUGGUGUACAUUGGUCUCAUCUGCUACAGCACCGCCCCUUCCCCCAAGGAGAACGUCAAAGCAACCGAAGACAAAUAUGUCAAUGGAGACUAUGGUGAGGCGCUUACACCCGACGCCACUCGCUACGCCUAG
This is a messenger RNA of Phytophthora infestans T30-4, 1182 nucleotides long. RefSeq names its product Drug/Metabolite Transporter (DMT) Superfamily. The transcript is spliced from 3 exons. Gene Ontology annotation, biological process: transmembrane transport. The record is from RefSeq and is a predicted model, not a curated record. Gene Ontology annotation, molecular function: transmembrane transporter activity. NCBI's taxonomy places the organism in Eukaryota, Oomycota, Peronosporomycetes, Peronosporales, Peronosporaceae. Gene Ontology annotation, cellular component: membrane. Bases 1 to 1182 code for a protein of 393 amino acids.